Messenger RNA from Sorghum bicolor (sorghum), 1569 nucleotides. Its product is annotated as signal recognition particle receptor subunit beta. Gene Ontology annotation, biological process: protein targeting to ER. Lineage: Eukaryota; Viridiplantae; Streptophyta; Magnoliopsida; Poales; Poaceae. The coding region runs from base 109 to 879 and encodes 256 amino acids. The transcript has 6 exons. Gene Ontology annotation, cellular component: signal recognition particle receptor complex. Gene Ontology annotation, molecular function: GTPase activity; GTP binding. The record is from RefSeq and is a predicted model, not a curated record.
AACGACGACUCUCCUGCAGUGCCGCUGCAUUCUCUCGCGAGUCCCCAAGCGACCGACCGACUCCCGCCGCCGCCCGCCGCCGUCGGCCUUCUCCAAGCAGAAGCAGCCAUGGACGAGUGGGUUCGCCAAGCUGAGGUGUGGGUGCGCCAAGCCGAGAGCUGGAUCCGGCAGCAGCCCCCGGAGCAGAUCUAUAUCGCGGCCGUGGUGGUUGCCCUCACAAUCCUGCUGCUUAUCCUAGCAUCUUGUCUGAAAUCCUCAAAGCUAAAUACUAUAGUGCUAUCCGGACUUAGUGGCAGUGGCAAAACUACUAUUUUCUACCAGCUUCGGGAUGGAUCAUCACAUCAAGGAACUGUGACUUCAAUGGAAGAAAACAAUGACACAUUUGUACUACAUUCGGAGCAAGAAAGGAAAGGCAAAGUAAAACCUGUGCAUGUUGUUGAUGUCCCUGGCCAUUCAAGGCUCAAGCCCAAGCUUGAUGAAGUCCUGCCUAAAGCAGCUGGGGUUGUUUUCGUUGUUGAUGCUCAAGAUUUCUUGUCUAGCAUGCAAGCUGCCGCAGAGUACCUGUAUGACAUUCUGACAAAGGCAACUGUAGUGAAGAAAAAGGUUCCUGUGCUUAUAUUCUGCAACAAGACAGAUAAAGUUACAGCCCACUCAAAGGAGUUCAUAAAGAAACAAUUGGAGAAAGAAAUAAACAAGCUUCGGGAAUCAAGGAAUGCCAUAUCAUCAGCUGACAUCUCUGAUGAAGUUCAGCUCGGGGUCCCUGGAGAGGUAUUCAACUUCAGCCAUUGCCAGAACAAGGUGGCUGUUGCUGAGGGUGCCGGUUCGACCGGUAAUGUUUCAGCUGUUGAGCAAUUCAUCCGUGAACAUGUGAAGGCGUAGAUUGUUAUUGUUCUCAGGGCUGCGAAUGAUUCACCUGAUGAGGCAAGACAUCCAUUGCAUAGACCUUCCAUCUGACGAUGUUUUGAGGCACAAUCAUAUUCUGCACUGCUUCAGCUAACCCAUGUUAGAGGCGUUACAUGUUGAUUGUUAAUUAACGCCUGACAGUCAUCGGGUAUGAAUAGAGGCAGUUAAGAACUCUCUGGCCAUGGUGGUUUUGCUUGAUAACAUCGUUGAUAUUUCCCUGAUUAUUACCAGUCUCUGUUCUAAACUCUGGUGGUAGUUAUAAGCAAAAGUCCAGAUCUGAUAAAAAAAAAACAUUGGAGAUGAAUAGCACCUGUUAAGAAAUGCCUCUAUGUUCCCCACGGUUUUAGCUCCAAAAAAAAAGGAACUGUCUCUGUUUUCCGGAAGCAACUGUUUUAUAUGGUGAGACACUGUAGGAGAGGCCUCACCUCACCUUUCGGAAGCAGAACACGUAAGACAAUUGAGUAGCUCAUGGGGUAGUUUGAGAAAUUGUAUAGUUCAUAACCCAUAUGGUUCUGCAUCAACAUUCUUUUCCAGUUUCAUCUACAAAGAGUUCUGAUAUUCCAUCCAGGAUGUAUUUGAUUUGUAGCUGCAACUAUUCUUGCCAUGUAUCUUUUGAGAAUGGUCCAUGGUAGGAUCAUGCAUCAAUAUGAAUUUCGGUUCCUCAAA